AUGGUACGGGUUGCGAAGACAAGGUCUUCCAGAUUUUGGAAAAUUCAAAAAUAUGAAGGGCCUCAUAGUUUCUUGGCAAGUUCGAUGUCUCAAGACCACGCUCAACUAGAUAGCAAUGUGAUCUGCCAGCACAUAUUCCCCAUGGUGCAUGCUGAUGCGACUAUCUGUGUAAAGGUAUUGCAAGGAUCGGUAGAGUCAGCAUACAGGUACAAGGUGUCUUACAAGAAAGUUUGGCACGCGAAGCAGAAGGCAAUCGCAAGAAUCUAUGGUGAUUGGGACGAUUCGUAUGACCAGCUACGCAGAUACUUCAAUGCGCUGCAAGCUUUUGUCCCAGGGACAAUUGUUGACCUCCAAACGGUUCCGUACUAUGUCGGAAACACCCUUGACUGUGAUAGUGUCAUGUUUCACCAGGUCUUCUGGUCGUUCCCAUCGUGUGUUCAAGCGUUUAGGCAUUGCAAGCCGCUGGUGUCAGUAGACGGAACACACCUAUACGGUAAGUACGCUGGCACCCUUCUCAUGGGCAUAGCACAGGAUGGAAACAAUAACAUUCUGCCCGUCGCUUUUGCCCUCGUAGAAAGAGAGAACACAGAUUCAUGGUACUUCUUCCUGACUAAUUUGAGGAGACAUGUAGCGACUAGGCCAGGAGUGCUUCUUAUCUCCGACAGGCAUGCUGCAAUAAAGGCCGCAUUGGAGCGUGAAGGAUGUGGUUGGGAUCACAAUGCUUACUGUGUACAACAUAUUGCCUCCAACUUCGCAACAAGUUUCAAGAGUAAGGAGGCCAAAAGACACCUGGUUAAUGCCGCUUAUUCGAAGACGCAAGAGCAGGCGCAGUACUAUCUUGAGUUAAUUAGCAGCGAGGAUCCCAUAGUAUCGCUGCAGAUGAUGGGUUGGAUACGAGGGUUAGAGCCACCUAAAUGGCUGCAGCACCUUGAUGAGGGCCGACGAUAUGGUCACAUGACGACCAAUCUUUCUGAGUGUAUCAACUCCGUCCUGAAGGGCACUAGAAAUCUACCAGUCUGUGCAAUUGUGAAGUCUACCUACCAUCGCCUAAAUGAGUUAUUCAUCAUCAAGGGUCGGCAAGCACAAGCGCAGAUUGCAAGUGGUCAGGUGUUCUCACAGUUCCUGCAGAAAGCCAUAUUAGCGAACCGUGAGGGAAUAUCUCAGAUGUUAGUGACGUCGUUCGAUAGAGCCACAACCGUAUUCACAGUAGAUGAGAUAGCUGUUGCAGGGGUGCAGUCUCGGUUUAGGGUUAACCUUCAGUUUCGUAGAUGUGACUAUGGUUACUUCCAGGUGUUACACUACCCAUGUGCUCAUGCUAUAGCCGCUUGCGCCUACGCGAGACUAGAGUGGCAACAGUAUGUUGAUUUGGUUUAUCGCGUCGAGAGCGUCUUUCGGGUUUAUGAGAUGGAGUUCCAGCCAAUGCCGGAUGAGGAUAUAUGGCCCCCUUAUGAAGGCCCACGUGUCCGUCCCAACCCCCUCUUACGACGCAUACUUGAAGGACGUCCGGUGACUACGAGGAUCCGGAAUGAGAUGGACGAGGUUGAGCCGGGACUCGGUAAGCGGUGUGGCCUUUGCAGGCAAACAGGACAUACAAGGCGACAUUGUCCCAACGCUAAUACAACCUAG
Arachis stenosperma is the source of this 1626-nucleotide messenger RNA. RefSeq lists its product as uncharacterized. The record is from RefSeq and is a predicted model, not a curated record. The transcript has 2 exons. NCBI's taxonomy places the organism in Eukaryota, Viridiplantae, Streptophyta, Magnoliopsida, Fabales, Fabaceae. Bases 1 to 1626 code for a protein of 541 amino acids. Gene Ontology annotation, molecular function: zinc ion binding.